This is a messenger RNA of Chinchilla lanigera (long-tailed chinchilla), 1657 nucleotides long. It is a transcript of the gene Mgme1, whose product is annotated as mitochondrial genome maintenance exonuclease 1. The transcript has 5 exons. Gene Ontology annotation, cellular component: mitochondrion. The record is from RefSeq and is a predicted model, not a curated record. Gene Ontology annotation, molecular function: single-stranded DNA exodeoxyribonuclease activity. Gene Ontology annotation, biological process: mitochondrial DNA replication. Lineage: Eukaryota; Metazoa; Chordata; Mammalia; Rodentia; Chinchillidae. The coding region runs from base 245 to 1336 and encodes 363 amino acids.
AUGGCGGGUCUGUAGAGGCAGACCUGCAGUGAGGGGGCAGGGCCUGAGCGCCGCAGUGCAUUCUGGGGCUGCUUCCCUGGGGCGGGACCUAAAGCCAGGCCAAAGCGCGGGAAUGAUAAAAGUACGGGUCGCGGAGGCUCUUCGCGCUCCGGAGUUACACAGAACGUGGUGACUUCCGAGGGAUCCGAACUCUGAAAGGUACUCCACCUUGCAAACAGACUAGAGAAGCUCAAGCCAGCUGAAGAUGAAGGCAUUGCAGACCAUUUGCAAGCAGCUCAGGGGGUUUUCUGUAGAGCCAGCCCUCCUUGCUGGUUUCUGCACUUCCUCUUAUUCCUGUGGCCCGAAGAAGAAAAACCCUUACGAAGAAGUGGACCAGGCCAGAUACUCUCGGUUAGUAAGGUCGGUCUUGUCCUUCCGAGACCCCGUCCAGACUCCAGAAUCGCUGCUGGAGGAAGAUGCCUUACUCUUUGGACCUGUGAGUAAGGCUAAGCCCGCAAAGCAGGAGGAGGCCAGAGCUCCCCGGAACUGGUUUCCUAUCUUCAAUCCUGAGCGGAGCCUGAAACCAAACACAGGGCAGCCUUCAGCUCCUUUGAAAAUCCGCCUGCAAAGGAAUUCGAUACCAAGUGUGACCCGGGUCCUGCAGCGGACUAUGACUGCGGAACAGAUUUUCUACUUGGAGAGGUGGAGACAGCGAAUGAUUCUGGAGCUGGGCGAAGAUGGCUUUGCAGAAUAUACUUCAAACAUCUUUUUACAAGGGAAGCGCUUCCACGAGGCCUUGGAAAGCAUACUCUCAGCCCCGGGGAGCAUAAACGAGGGCGAUGACAGUGUGCUCCACUGUGGCUACAUCACAAGCGUGCAGCACCUUCUGAAAGACGUGCGCGGUGUGCGCGCACUCGAGAGUGCCGUGCAGCACGGGACCCUGAAGUACGCGGGGCUGGUGGACUGCGUGGCUGAGUAUCGGGGUGAGCUGUGCGUGAUCGACUGGAAGACGUCAGAGAAGCCAAAGCCCUUCCUGCGGAACACGUACGACAACCCGCUGCAGGUGGUGGCCUACAUGGGCGCCCUGAACCACGAUGCCAACUACAGCUUCCAGGUGCGGUGCGGCCUGAUCGCAGUGGCCUACAAGGACGGCUCCCCCGCGCACGCCCACUUCCUGGACGCAGAGCUCUGCUCCCACUACUGGGCCAAGUGGCUGCUGCGCCUGGAGGAGUACUCGGAGAAGGACAAGAAGGACAAGAGCCCAGAUGGCCAGGAGCCAGGGGCGGGUGAGGACGCGGCCGGAGCAGGCGCUGCUCUCCCCGCUGGGGCAGAGGGGUCACGGCCUCCCGCUCACUGAAACCAGAGCGACCACGUCCGCAGAGGCAGGAGGGUUCCUUUGUUGAAAUGUGCUGCUGCUGCAGGCCAGACUGAGAAGCCAGACCCACCCGGAUUUCAAGAGCUAACAUCAGCCUGGGGCACCAGUGGGGCAGCAAGUGCAGGCACCUCUUGGCCCCCUUGGGGCUUCCUUGUCCCUGGCACAGCGCCCAGAGCUCAGCUGAAGAUGGAGGGGCUGGAGGACCACACUCCAGCCCGCCACCACCCAAUGCUGCCCUACACAUGUUGCACAGACUGAGCUUCUCUAUAUGUUUCCAUUAGGGCAAUAAGCUCUUUCGUUAUG